CACUUCUAGAGUUUAGCUAUAGCCUCACUGCUAGAGCGCCGCCAUGGCUCAGGUAAGGGGCAGUGCUCGUGGCACUGGCAGUGGCAGCAGCGCCGCCGCGCUGGCGCUGGUCCUCCUGUGCGCGCUCCUCCGCGGCGAGUUCGCCGAGUCGGCGGUGUACACGGUCGGCGACCGCGGCGGGUGGAGCUUCAACACCGCCAGCUGGCCCAACGGCAAGCGUUUCCGCGCCGGCGACGUCCUCGUGUUCAGGUACGACGCCAGGGCGCACAACGUGGUGCCCGUGAGCGCGGCGGGGUACAGCUCGUGCAGCGCGCCCGAGGGCGCCAGGGCGCUCGCCACCGGGAACGACCGCGUCACGCUGAGGCGCGGCGCCAACUACUUCAUCUGCAGCUUCCCAGGCCACUGCCAGGCCGGCAUGAAGGUCGCCGUCACCGCCGCCUAGGCACUGCAGGGCGGCCAAUCAGCCGGCGGAGAGCGCCGCGCUCACGGAGUAGUAAAGCACGUAGCUAAUUAGACGGUGCUGCCCUUGUUGUUCAAUAAUAUCGUCUGUCGUCCCGUACUUCAUAACCUGCGCGGCGUGUUAGUAGUUGUUUGGUGGUGUUUGGCGACUGGCACUAUAAAGAAGGGUCAGAUCGAGUGAUGUACUUGCUACCAAUAAAGGUAUACGGUUUGUGUGUUCA
Messenger RNA from Zea mays, 680 nucleotides. RefSeq names its product chemocyanin. The transcript has 2 exons. The record is from RefSeq and is marked provisional. NCBI's taxonomy places the organism in Eukaryota, Viridiplantae, Streptophyta, Magnoliopsida, Poales, Poaceae. Gene Ontology annotation, molecular function: electron transfer activity. Bases 44 to 442 code for a protein of 132 amino acids. Gene Ontology annotation, cellular component: plasma membrane.